AUGUUGGCCAGAAUUCAGCACUGGACUGCUAAGUUGCUAUCUUAUGCAGGAAGACUACAACUUGUGCAAAGUAUCCUUUUCUCCAUUGCAAAUUAUUGGCUUCAUAUUUUCCCUUUUCCUAAGAGAGUGCUUAAUCACGUGGAAAGCCUUUGUAGAAAUUUCCUUUGGUCUAGGCAAGAGAAUUAUAGCAGAAGGAUCCCUAUUUCUUGGGAGACCACUUGCAACCCCGUGAAUGCUGGAGGGAUGAAUCUCAUAUCUCUCAAGGAGUGGAACAAAGCUACUAUGGGGAAAUUGCUAUGGAACAUCAAUGAGAAAAAGAUAGGCUUUGGAUAA
Molecule: messenger RNA, 333 nt
Organism: Vicia faba (fava bean)
Lineage: Eukaryota; Viridiplantae; Streptophyta; Magnoliopsida; Fabales; Fabaceae
Source: the annotation of a GenBank genome assembly